AUGCUUGAGAGAACAGCGGCGACCCUGGAAUCAUGCACCAGCUUUCAUGCUCUUCCAUCCGCCUCACGAUCACUCAGAAGCCGGCGCAAACUGCACACCGGCUUCUGGCAGCAUGGUGCCGCCGCCAUAGACAUCUCCAGCACGGAGCUGGCCAUGCAGCCCAAUAGCGCCAGCUUGUCCGUCCCCGAAUCGAUCACACGACCACCCGAAACCCUCGCCGCAUCCACUUUCCUCCUCGACUUCCUCUAUCCCAGUGGGACAGCCGCAUUCUUGCGCAAGCUUGCUCCGGGUCUGCCCGAUCAUCAUCAAGCGUCUAUUCGCCGACUUCCUCGCCGGUCCAGGCCCUUCACCUCGUCCACUGUUGCGAGCCCGUCACAAAGUAACGACUCCCGACCGAUACGAUACGGCCAGACCGCAGGCUCAUCUGUCAUAGAAGAGCGCCAGCCAUCUGGCUAUGAAGAAAUCGACCCGGCAGAGGAAAAAGAGUUUGAGGACGAGGAAGAAGAUGAGGAUGCGGUCACGAAUUCGCACGAUACCCACAGCGGCCCCUCGUAUGCUGGAGCAGGAUCGCGGCCAGAUUUAAUGAGGAAGCUGAUGGCAGAGAAAGACACGGAGUAUUUCGGUUCGAUAUGGCAGCUUUACUCGCAACUGGAACCGAGUUUGCAGCCGGAGCUUCGCCCAGAAGUCAUUGUGUACCUGUAUCGGUCUACAAAUGUCAUUGACGCCCGCAGGGUUUCGCUCUUGUUCUCUGAGAUGGACGCUAGCCAAUGGACGCCAGAAAUUCUAACAUCGGCGGUUGCGGCGCAUCUGUGCCUUGGACGCGAGACAGAAGCACUUGCGCUAUAUAACCAAGGACUGGACGCAAAGGGCAUGGUCGGCGGGCUGGACGAGCUGCUCCAAUACGCCUUCAAAAAGGCUGAUUGGAAGAGAGUCAAAAACGUCUGGGUAUCCUACCACGCAAGCGAUGCGUAUCGCGACGCCGAUCUAGUGCGGGUGGGAGCGUUGUCCUCUGUUUCUAAUAUCGGGAAGCUUGUUCUCCAAUUCUCACGCUUUAUAAGGACGGAACGAAUGGACGAAGAUGUGGCGCAAAGCCUCAGUGUACUUCUCAAGCAAGCAGCUCAAGCCGCGCUUCGGCAUCCUUGCAAACCAGAGGAGGCCCUGCCACUACUCAGGAUCAUCGACUCGGCGAAAAUGUACGUCACCUACAUCCGCGAAGCCUUGGCACGGGGUCAGCGAGAGUGCUUGCCUGAAAUAUACCGCGUCUACCGGGACUUGCCCAACACGACGAUGCCUCACGGAAUCCUGCAUGGCAUGUUCGAUGUCUUUUACCCCGAUGACGUGGUGGGCCUCGAGCAAGUAUACGAGGACUUUCACAGAUCAGACCGUGGGAAGCUAGAUCGACCGGCCUUCAAGAAGUACCUCUCAUUCUACGCGUCACGCGGCGAUACCAAGUCUCUCGAGCGCCUAUCUGACACCUAUAUUCGUACCUGGAAAACUGACGCCGUUGUACUCUUUAACAACAUGAUCAACGCAUACGCAAAUCUAGGAGAUUACGACAACGCUCGACGAGUGUUUGAUGAGAUGAGAUACAAGCACCGAAUGAAAGUGGGUACGGAUAGCUGGAACCAGCUUCUCAAGAGCUGUCUGCAGCAGGCAACGUAUGACCGCGCCAAAGUGGUCUUCGAGGAGCUCUGCGGAGCCACUGAGCCCAAUGCGGUGACGUUCGCGACCAUGAUGUCGCUGGCGGCAUCGAAGGGUGACCUUGAAUUUACUCUCGAUCUUCUCCAACAAGCUCGGUCAAGACAGGUCAGAACCGACGUACCUAUUCUGCAGGCCGUUGUCAGGGCCUACUGUUAUAACGGGCGGUUCCGAGAGGCUCUGGCAACUUGCAUAGAGGCCAAAAACACAAAUGUCCCCGGCAACCAAGCUGAGCUCUGGAACACCUUGCUGCGUCGCCAUUCGGACCGCCGGGAUUUUGACGAGGUCUGUGAGGUCGUUGCUCUUAUGUCCCAACACGACAUACCCUGGACGCCCGAAACCCAUAAAGUGUUGUUGAAAGCGUUGGUGGAUUGCAAGCAAGCUCACCCCGCAUACAAGGUGCUGCAUAAAACUGUCCGGCACAAAUCGUUCGCUCUUGACCCAGAGCACUUGGUCACUGUUAUGGAGGGCGGUCUGCGGUUGCGCCAGUUGAGAUGGGCGAACAGGUUUGAUAAACUGCGAAUCCACGCUGGACUACCGCUUUCGAUUGAUGCCCGCCUUGCGCAGACCCGUGCCUUGUUCAAACAGCAACUAUUUGGCAGCCGUCAGAAGCCGGGGCAAGUCGAUGCGGCAGAGGAUUUGAUGAAGUACAUACGGCAGAUGGUUGAAGAUUUAAAGACAGAUACACAGAUGGACGCGGGUCCCGGCAACGACACCCAGCAUCCAUUGAAACGCGCAGAUGCACUGUAUCGCUUGCGACAACUUCUGAUCAAAGCCAUCGCCCUUUUCACUCGAUACCGCGAUUACGAGUCGGCCAGAGAGCUCCGGAAGCUGCAGGAGAGCCUGAGCCAAGAAGGCGUCAUGCCAGCCCUCAAGGAUCUGUCGGUCGAGAUGCUGCAAUCGCUCCUGCAGGAGAACGUACAUGAGAAGAAGUACGACGCCGCCAAGAAGACUUGGGAGCUCAUUUGGCAAAAAAGUCUAGCACUCGCCAGGCCAGCAUCCUACCCGGGCCAUGGUCCGAGUGCUGUAUUGCCACGGUAUCGCUACUCCCUGUCCAGAUCGUUUGGGGCUCUGCAAGAGAUGUUCACGGAGCUGCGGGACUCCAAGAGCCUCAAGGCAAACCUUGACCGGCUUCUGGAUGCAGGCUUUCUUCUCGACAACCGCGCCAUGAACCACGCCUGUCAAGCACUUGCCCAGAUGGACUACUGGCUGGAAGCCUGCAAGCUCUGCGAACAGCACCUUAUGCCGAACUGGACGGGAUGGCAGGUCAACCGAAUCAAGGGCGGCCUCAAGAUGAAUAUUCCCCUGGGGGAACGGCGCAUAGGCAGGGCGCCGCAGUGGCUGCGGCCAACAUCGUACACCCUCACCGUUCUUGCCAGGGAGUACAGCGAUCUGGAAGGGAUGGCGCCGUGGUCGUCUGCCGCUGCGGAGACGGCCCGCAUUCUCCAGGAGCAGUGCCCUCGUGUCGUGAAGGCGCUUCGAAGCCUGCCAUACUCUGGCAUCGGCAUCGAGAAGGAGGUUUUCGGUCGACAGCAGGCCUCGUCUCCAGCGCCUCGGACGAGGCUGCAAGAACCGUCGGGCCAGCGGAAGCCCACGUUGGCGGCAAAGUAG
Molecule: messenger RNA, 3309 nt
Organism: Colletotrichum spaethianum
Lineage: Eukaryota; Fungi; Ascomycota; Sordariomycetes; Glomerellales; Glomerellaceae
Product: putative peptidase
Exons: 1
Coding region: 1-3309 (1102 amino acids)
Molecular function (GO): protein binding
Source: RefSeq, a predicted model, not a curated record